CAAAUCAGCAUUAGACUAGGAACUCCGCCUAUUCAGAGCUAUCCAAUCGAAAUGUAGUUGUGUACAGCUCGGAAUAAUGUCCGGGUGAACAUGCCAUGUGGGAAAGAUAGGGAGCUGAAAAUCCAAGCAUUUCUAGCGUGAUAAUACGUUUUUCGACCAAUUGACAAUCUACCAAUUGCUACCGUUACACAUGUAUAAUGUCCUGCAUGUUCCUGAAUCUUAGCUAGCUUGUUCAAAGCUAAUCGAAAGUAUUCUAACGUUAGUUUGUUUACAAGUAGCUAGCUAGCUACUGAUAUAGACCUAGCAAGUGUUAAAGAUGAGUCUUCUACCUCGCACUGCCGAGGAGUUCAGUUCUGCAGAGUACUGGGAACGCUUCUUCAAGAAGAGAGGAGAGAAGGCUUUUGAGUGGUAUGGAGACUACAACAAACUCUGUGGCGUGCUGCACAAAUACAUCAAACCGCGGGAUAAGGUCUUGGUGGUGGGCUGUGGUAACUCUGAGCUGAGUGAGCAGCUGUAUGACGUUGGCUACAGACAUCUGACCAACAUUGACAUUAGUGAGACGGUGGUGAAUCACAUGAAUCAGAAGAAUGCCAAGCAGCGCCCAGACCUGACCUUCCAGACAGUGGAUGCCACCCAGACACCCUACGAGGACGGAAGCUACCAGGCUGUACUGGACAAGGGGACACUGGACGCCAUGGCCUCCCAGGAGGGGGCUCUAGCUGGGAGGAUGCUGGCUGAGGUGGGCCGUGUCCUGGGUAUAGGAGGCCGCUACGUCUGUGUGACCCUGGCCCAGGAGAGUGUCAUCAAGCUGGCUGUGGAGCACUUCAUCCAGGUGGGCUGGGCUGUGAGACUUCAUUGUCUGGGUGACCCAGAGAGCCAGGAGGUCUCUUCCUUCGCUCUGCCUGUCUUCGUAUUAGUUUGCACAAAGUUCCGCCAGCCAAUGCCCAUGCCCAUCCUGGAGAUGUGCCAAGGGGAGGAUGGUGACCCCGUGAGGCUUCCCGUGGUGGGAGACCUGCUGUCUGUGGUGAGAGAGCGCCAGGCGUACGCCAUGCUGAGACAGAGGCUCCGUACAGGUACAGACGCGACCUCUACCCCCUCGUUGACCCUCUGCCACGCCCCCACUGGGCGACCCCGCUACACCCUCACCAUACAGGACUGCCCCCCUGGUGCCAAGGUUCCCCGUGCAAACCACUUUGCCAUCUUCAUAGUGCCUCAGGGCAGAGAGACUGAUUGGCUGUACGGCUUGGCCGAGGGGCGGGGCCAACUAGCGGCUAGCGCUAACUUCAGACGUCUGGUUGUCGUGGCCAUGCACAGAGAGCAGGAGUAUACUGACAUGCAGGCUGUCCAAUCAGAGCUCUCCCCCAUGGUGAUGGAACUCGCCCCCCCUGGGAUGCCAGCCAAUCAGAAAGUUCCGUUCCUGUCGGUGGGAGGUGAGCUGGGUUGGAGGGAGGUGGUGAGUCAUGGUACCAGUGAUCUGAGUGGUCAGUACUCUGUAGAGGAUGUGAGAGGAGAGGAUGGUCAGCUCUACCGUAGACUGGUGUUCCUGGGUAAUGACGGACUGGUCCAGUCAGAGAGCCGCCUCACUAAUCCAGCAGCAGCAGCCUCGUCUCAGAAGAAUAAAAAGAGCAGAAGGAAAGCCAAGCCCUCUGCCCCUCCCCCCAUGACAACCCCAUCCCAGACACCAGGUGGCGCCCUGGAGGUGGACAAAGGCUAUCUAUGCUGUGCCCACCACAGGGUCAUGGUGGCUGGCCUCGCCAUGCUAGGAGUGGGCACCGACCACAACAAAGAUGUGUCAGUGCUCCUGGUGGGACUGGGUGGAGGAGGGCUGCCCCAGUUCCUGCGGGACUUUGUACCUGGAGCCAGGGUGGAGGUGGUGGAGCUGGAUCCAGCAGUACUGGAGGUGGCUCAGGGAUGGUUCGGCUUCACACCUGAUGACAGGCUCACUGUCACACUGGGAGAUGGACUGGAACACAUUAACAACAUUGAGAGAGAAGGUGGUCAUCAGUAUGAUGUCAUCAUGUUUGAUGUGGACAGUAAGGACCCCAGUUUGGGCAUGAGCUGUCCUCCUCCUGCCUUUGUAGAAACAGCCUUCCUGGAGAGAGUUGGCAAUCUGCUGACAUCUCAAGGUGUGUUCAUGUUGAACCUGGUGUGUCGUGACUCUGCAUUGAAGAAGAGUGUGUUGGGUCGUGUGCGGGGUGUGUUCCCGCGUGUGCUCUCCCGGGGCAUCGAGGGGGAGGUCAACGAGGUGCUGCUGUGCUCCAGGGGAACGGGGGAGACAGGGGUCCCGCCCAGCCUGCUGAAGGCAGGGAAGAAUCUACAGGUAGCACUGGGCAUGAACAGCAGUAGAGCAGCAACCUGCAUCCCUCAGAUAGACAUCACUGAGCUGCUAGAGGACCUGAAUGUGGCAUGAGGGAGAGGGGAUGAGGAGAAGAGGACAAUGUGAAAAAGUAUCAUUUUAAUUCUCAAAAUGCUACAUGCAAUGUAUGAAAUAAAAAUGUUCAGAUGUAUACUGAACAAAAAUAUAAA
Molecule: messenger RNA, 2526 nt
Organism: Oncorhynchus tshawytscha (Chinook salmon)
Lineage: Eukaryota; Metazoa; Chordata; Actinopteri; Salmoniformes; Salmonidae
Gene: eef1aknmt
Product: eEF1A lysine and N-terminal methyltransferase
Exons: 10
Coding region: 317-2410 (697 amino acids)
Source: RefSeq, a predicted model, not a curated record